AGUGUACUAUUGUAUUCAGAUCCUUCCACCCAUGUUCACGUCAAGAUCAAACGAUACCGUUUAUUUACAUAACGAUUAAGCGAUAGAAAAAUGUCAUUUGUAUAUCCUUCGCGAUAAAUAUUUGGUUUUAAUGCGCAAAAAGAAUCAACGCAAAUUGUCCAAUAAGGAAAGCUAGAGACGUAACUCGGUGACAGUUCAGACGCCGGGGCGUCGCCUCAAUCGGCGGUCAGCUAGGAUGACAUGGCCACCAGCCCAAGACCAAAGGUUUCAUUAAUGAAUCUGCGCCUCUUUUGUUUCGGAUCUCUUUUGUUUUUAACUGUGUGAGCAAUAUUAGCGUAGGCUACAUGUACAGAAAUACGAAACUGCCAGGGUAUACAGAUACAUAGCAUAACCAAUAUAAGGAAUUACUUUAUUAUCCUACCCUGAAGUCCAUUUUUUAUUAUUAAACUGUUAAUUGUAUAAUCAUAGGCUAAAUUUUUACUAGACCCGUGUAUGUGACGCCUUGUAUUUAUAUUGUGAGACUGAGAAGUGAUUUGGCUUUUUGGUUUAUUUCUUAUUUUUUGUUUUUGUUUUUGCAAUAAGGAGCUCUCCGGAGUACUGAAAACCAUUUCUGGAAGUAAUAUUGUCGCGGUAGCAUUUGCUCGGUUUAGCUAGUCCACCUCCAAAUGGAUUUUUAAACGAUCAUCAGGUUCUCUUGAGAUAAUAAGCUUCUGCAGUUAGGUUUUUCUUUUUUUACGCAUCGCUGUCAGAAGCCGCAAACGAAAGCGUGAGAAAGAGAGAAGCAGGGGGAGAAAAAGAGGGGGAGGGUGCGCGCAACGCCGGCUCCUGCGCUCUUAAGGGCUGGAUCUCGACAGCCACAAAAGCGGAGCGAACAGAGCGACGCGAUGGAGCCCGAUUCCCGGUAUCAAAGUGAGACACUCGGCGCAGAAAGCGCUUGUGGCUCCCCUGCCAUGGACACGGACGCUGAGGAAGGGUACUACAGUUCACCGGCAGCUCUUCCCUACGAUGAAAACUUAAUGCACAAGACGAUCCUGGUGGGAGACAGCGGGGUGGGAAAGACGUCACUCCUAGUGCAGUUUGACCAGGGCAAGUUCAUCCCCGGAUCCUUCUCUGCAACGGUUGGCAUAGGUUUCACAAACAAAGUGGUUACGGUGGAUAAUUUGAAGGUAAAAUUGCAGAUAUGGGACACGGCAGGACAGGAGAGGUUCCGCAGCGUUACCCACGCCUACUACAGAGAUGCCCAAGCUCUGCUUCUUUUGUAUGAUAUCACCAGCAAGUCUUCCUUUGACAACAUUAGGGCUUGGCUAACAGAAAUUCAUGAAUACGCACAGAAGGAUGUGGUCAUCAUGUUGCUGGGCAACAAGUCUGAUAUGGUCCACGAAAGGGUCAUCAAGCAGGAGGAAGGACAAAAGCUGGCCAGGGAAUAUGGAGUUCCCUUUAUGGAGACAAGUGCCAAGACUGGAAUCAAUGUGGAACUGGCAUUCCUAGCAGUGGCCAAGGAGCUGAAGCAGAGGGUGAGCCAGCAGCCCAACGAGCCCAAGUUCCAGAUUCACGACUACAUUGAAUCUCAGAAGCAGAAGUCGGGAUGCUGCGGCUUCAUGUAGAGCCGCUCCGGGACGGGCUCGCUGGAGUGGGCCCGCGGGGCACUGGAGGACCGCCGGGAAAGGCCUGUGCCACCAUAAGGAUGGACGUUCAGAUCGGGUUGGGGGGCAGCUUUGCCGGUGCGGCUCAAGCAGGGGAGGGGGUGUCACCUGCUCGCUCCCUAGUCUGCUCUGACGCAUUAUGGAUGUGAGAGAUUGCAGUGCAUGAUCCCCUGCCUGCCUGACACCCCCGUAAUGCAGACAUGGGGAGCAUGCUGUACUGCUACCCGGUUCACUAAGAAUUUGUCUGAAUAAAUCUUGGGCUUAAUUUGCCAAGUAAGAUGGAUGUGGUCACCAGCCAGAAAGUAUUAUUAAUAGGUUUUGUAAUUUGUUGUAUUUGGAGGAAAAAGUUUGUCGUCUUUUUCUUCAAGAAUGCACUCUUACCUGAAUUUGAUAAACACCCACCUCUCUUGAGUUGCCACACAUUAGAGAUUUAUACAAAACCAGUGACCCAUAACGUGUUCUUAUUUUCACCAUACGUGUUUGUCAGUUAAAACUCUACUGCUGAUUUUCGUAAUGCACACAGUUCUUUUGGCUGAACUUGUGAGAUGGAGAUUAAAUGAAAGUGGCUUGUCUUUGUUGAUAACGGUUUUCUUUUGUUUUACAGUUGUAGAUUCGUAUUGUAGUUGUUUGUGGUGAGAAGCUACAUUCAUGUUGCGCUGAUUUUAACGCAUUCUGUGCGUAACAAUGGAAAUUAUGGAGUCACAUCCAGUGUGCCAGUAUGACAGGACCUGGUACGCUGAUGGUGCCAAAGACAUUAUGAUCAGAAACAUAAGUAAAAAUAUUAAGUUUUAUGUCUGGCUAAUAUUUGCUCCACCUCUAAAGUACCUGUAAAAUUCUAGUUUGAAACAUGCGUAUUUCAGUUAGAACAUUUUUUCCCCUCAAGAUUUUAUUUUCUUCGUAACAUAGCAUUCCAAACCCAUUAUUAUAAAUCAGUUGCAUGUUUAAAAUUUACGUCAUAUACCAUACAUUUAUGUAUAUGAUUGAAACUGAUUCACCUUUGAAAUUAUGUUCCGUUAAACCUUUUGACAGUGUUAGUGUAGGUGUGCCCUUGUUUUCAUUUUAAUUAUGUAUUAAUCCUGUUCCUGCAAUAGUUCAUCCCUGUUCAGUUCACUGGAGCCCAGGUUUCCAAUUACAUAUGAUGAUGACAAGAAAUGUUUACAAAGCUCUAUGAGAAACAGAUUUAUAUUUUGUUAACGUCUGUUUUUCAUUGAGACUGAUAUAAGUAUCUGCCUUGUUAUGUACUCUUUUACCUGUGAGUUUAUGCUGGUGGUUCUCAGGUAUUUGAAUGUCAUUGACCUAUAGAGAGUGACCUGUAUGUACCUCCCACUGCUCCCAAUGCACUACUGCACAGUGGGAACCUUUAAGCGGUGGCAUGAACACCAAGUAAUUUUCAUGUAUUUUGUGCUAUUAAAAUAUUGGCCAUUACUA
Molecule: messenger RNA, 3071 nt
Organism: Brienomyrus brachyistius
Lineage: Eukaryota; Metazoa; Chordata; Actinopteri; Osteoglossiformes; Mormyridae
Product: ras-related protein Rab-37-like
Exons: 9
Coding region: 885-1604 (239 amino acids)
Cellular component (GO): Golgi apparatus; endosome
Molecular function (GO): GTP binding; GTPase activity
Source: RefSeq, a predicted model, not a curated record